GUAAGAUUUAUUUCACGCAUAAUUUUUUCCAAAUUUCAAUUGACAUCUUUCGAACCCAAGGUUGAAGUUGAAUUUGUAUUGAAUUUUCAGCAGAAUAUCACAACGUAAGCAUACAAUGCGGUGAAACAUUGAAAUUUCCAGAAAAUGGCAUAAAAGCAGAAAAUGGAGUGAAGUGGUAUCAUUUAUCGAGAGAAAAUUUACAAAAAGAGCUUACCAGUACAGGAAAUCAGUUAUCUACGUUCGAAGUUGAGAAUUUGCUGAAAGUUUCAUUCCUUCAUAUACAAGGGGUGUCGAUCUACGACGCAGGAUGGUAUUCUUGCCUCAGGCAAUCAGAAAAAACCAAAGAAAUUCUUCAUAGCAUUUGGUUAGAUGUCCACUGUGAUGGCGACGAAGAAAUCCAAUUCCGCAGGAAAAAAACACAAAAGAUCCAGAAUGGAGAAGGAAGUCCUUUUAUCGCCAGAAAAAUGUACUUUAUUGAGAAUAAUGCGACGAUGCUAACGUUGUUCUCUUUUUCCAGAGGAUAUCCGCGACCAUUCAAUAAUACUUGGUACGAGAAUGAUAAACUAAUCAGUAGUGACGUUUUAAGGAUACCUUUACAUGUCGGUGAACUCAAAGUGCCCAAAAAAUACAUCAAUAAGAUUUGCAAUAGAAAUGGCUGCAUACAUGAAAGAUACACAGUCAAAUUUUCAACAGGAAAUGGAAAAAUUGAACUGGAAGAAGACCAAGGUAAAUUUAUAGAUUUGCGUUGUGAAUUUUUAUCAAAGUCUCCGUGGAUUUCAGAAUGGGUUUUUAAUAACAGUAUACAACUAGGGAAGGUAGAUAAUGCCCCCACAACUAAAUACACCUUCUUUCCGAUAAGCAAGAUAGUCAAUCACUAUGAAGGCGAAUUCGAAUGUAAAGCGAAUGAUGUAAAUUUCAAAUGGGAAAAGAAACGUAUUUUUUAUUUGAAAGUCGUCAAACGUACUAUUAGCCCAUACUUGAAUAUCAGCUCAAUUGGUCGAAGCUCGAUGAGCCAGGUUAGUGCAAAUUGCACUAAAAAAGUAGUAUUUUAUUGUCACACUGGAGAAGAGGAAAAUGAAGGAAGGUGGUAUCGCUUUUCGAGCAACAACUCUCGAGACAUGGAUUCAGAUCGUAGAGAUAAAUUUAUAGUCCAAUCAUUGUACAACAAAAAGGGGUACUUCCCAGAAUUUAUAUUUGGUUCGAUAUCGAUCUACGACGUGGGACUUUACACAUGCCUAGAUCAGAAUAAUAAUAUCGUCAAUACUACUUGGUUGGAUGUCACUUGCUCUGGUAGUACUGAUACUGACACAAAUCAACACACGCAAAAUCAAAUUGAAAAAAUCCAGAACGGUAAAGCAGCACCAUACAUUAUUCGUAAAAUACUCUCAGUUACCAGCGAUGGCACUUCACUCAGAUUUUGGUGUCCGUCUAGAGGAUAUCCGACGCCUACAAUCAAUUGGAUAAAAAAUACUCACGAAAAUAUACAAAAUGAAACAGUUACUUUAUUACUACCAGGGUCAGUCAAUAGGGCACAAAAAAAUCUGGAAAAGUACACUUGCUCAGUAUGCAACGAAAAUGGCUGCAUAAAUGAAACUUAUCUGGUUGAAAUAAAAGAGAAUGCAAUCAUUUCACUGAAUGUAACUGUGAAUCAGAGGAUCGAAAUCGGUUGUGAAUUUGACUUCACAUCGCCAUUCACAUUGGAAUGGUAUUUCUAUAAUGAAAGCGAAAAUAAAACCCUUGGAACAUUCUAUUUUACACCUGAAGAAGUAUUCCAUUAUUAUUCGAUCGAUGUUGCGAUGCAUUCGGAUGAAGGUACAUACGAGUGUAAGGCGAACAAUUCAGAAAAGAAAAUUCAACGUCGUUUUUAUUUACACAUCACCAACAAGACAAACCCAUCCACAAAUAAUUCCUCGGCCAUUCUUGAAACUGCAAAUGGUGUAUUUACCGGUACUUAUGGUUUUAUUUUUGUGGCGUCAUUUUCAUUAAUUUUAUUAUUAAUUGGGAUAGUAUUCUACACAAUUAUCGCGUACCGUAAAUUAAACCAAAAGCGAAAAUUAGAGAAAACAGAGAUGCAGCAAUUUGUAAAAAAGAUCAUCGUUGAAAAACACAUCAACAUCAAUAGCGAUAUGCCAGAUUGCUUGAACAUGCCCACUGUUUCAAUCCAACGCAUACAGACUGAUAUCGUCACAGGUGGUAUGGUCUCCAAUGACGAAUACGAAAUAUCGAUCGAUCAACGAUGGGAAUUUCCCAGGAAUAAUUUACGUCUCGGAAACACUUUGGGUAAAGGUGAAUUUGGCAAAGUCGUUCGAGGUGAAGUGUUGAGCAUUCCAGGACAGGAAAACGUUACAACAACAGUUGCUGUGAAAAUGCUCAAAGACGACCACACAGACAACGAUGUGAUAGAUUUCGUAUCAGAAAUGGAGCUGAUGAAGUUGAUUGACCAUCACCCCAAUAUUUUACAAUUGAUUGGCUGUUGCACUCAAAAAACCCCUUUGCUCAUAUUAACCGAAUACGCUGCCAAAGGAAACCUCAAAAAUUACCUCCAGAAACUUCAUAUUCAACACGAAAAUGUGCCAGAAAAUACUCUGAUGAAAUAUGCUCUGCAAAUUGCACAGGGCAUGGAAUAUCUCGCUUCCAUCAAAUGCAUUCAUAGAGAUCUAGCAGCUCGAAAUGUCUUGGUAAUGGUCGACUUGACGAUGAAAAUAGCCGAUUUCGGCCUAGCCAGAAAUAUUCGCAAUAAAGACUAUUAUAAAAAGACAUCAGCAGGCAGACUUCCCAUUAAAUGGAUGGCUCCUGAAGCAAUACUUCACCACCAUUAUACCACCAAAUCGGACGUAUGGUCUUUUGGAAUAUUAUUUUGGGAAAUUGUUACAUUGGGAAGUGAGCCAUAUCCUGCGAUGAAAAAUAUGGCCGAGCUGCUUCAAGCUCUUUCAAAAAAUUAUCGUAUGGAGAAACCUCCAAAUACUUCAUCAAAAGUAUACAACUUCAUAUGGGAUUGUUGGAAGUAUGAACCGGAACAUCGUCCAGACUUCUCGACUGUUGUAGAAAUUUUGGAAGCAUUAUUAACAAAUACUGAAUCGAAGCUCAAUGAUCAAUCAGAGGAUACAAAAAAUACGUAUCCAUCUGAAUCAGAUGAAAUAAUUAGCACAUCAGAAUCUAGUGAAAACACGAAUGAUGCUGAACAACAUCACUUGAUACCUUAAUACUUAGUAUACACGGGUAAAUAGGUACCUACCUAAGUAUACCAUUAGUUUUGAAAUUAAGAUUAUAACAGUCCAAGUGUAAAAUAAAUUAAAU
Messenger RNA from Planococcus citri (citrus mealybug), 3297 nucleotides. Its product is annotated as fibroblast growth factor receptor 2-like. Gene Ontology annotation, biological process: protein phosphorylation; cell surface receptor protein tyrosine kinase signaling pathway; positive regulation of kinase activity. NCBI's taxonomy places the organism in Eukaryota, Metazoa, Arthropoda, Insecta, Hemiptera, Pseudococcidae. The coding region runs from base 465 to 3203 and encodes 912 amino acids. The transcript is spliced from 21 exons. The record is from RefSeq and is a predicted model, not a curated record. Gene Ontology annotation, cellular component: signaling receptor complex; plasma membrane. Gene Ontology annotation, molecular function: transmembrane receptor protein tyrosine kinase activity; ATP binding.